This is a messenger RNA of Cygnus atratus (black swan), 2088 nucleotides long. It is a transcript of the gene BACE2, whose product is annotated as beta-secretase 2. The record is from RefSeq and is a predicted model, not a curated record. The transcript is spliced from 9 exons. Bases 78 to 1634 code for a protein of 518 amino acids. Gene Ontology annotation, biological process: membrane protein ectodomain proteolysis; amyloid-beta metabolic process. NCBI's taxonomy places the organism in Eukaryota, Metazoa, Chordata, Aves, Anseriformes, Anatidae. Gene Ontology annotation, molecular function: aspartic-type endopeptidase activity. Gene Ontology annotation, cellular component: trans-Golgi network; endosome; membrane.
CUGGCUGCUCCAGCCCGGCAGCCAGGCGGCCGCUGCCUCCCUGCCGAGCCCCGCCGCAGCCGGGACGUGCCUCCGGGAUGGGGGCGCCGCCGGCCGCCCCCAGCCUCCUGCUGCUGCUGGCCGGCGCCGCGGGGCUGUGCCGGGCUUUCUUCUCGCUGCCGCUCCGCGUGUCCCAGCCGGCCGCCCCCCGGGGGUCGCCGCCCGCCCCGGUGCCGCUGCGGCCGGGGAGCGGCGGGGGCCGGCAGCGGGAUGCGCCGGGAGAGCCGGGAGGCUUGGCCUUGGCCUCGGAGCCCGGGGGCAGCAUCAACUUUUUGGCCAUGGUGGACAACCUGCAAGGGGACUCCGGCCGCGGGUACUACCUGGAGAUGCUCAUCGGGACCCCACCGCAGGCGUUAAAUAUUCUGGUUGACACUGGAAGCAGUAAUUUUGCUGUAGCAGGUGUGCCUGAUCCUGAUGUCACCUCCUACUUCAAUACAGAGCUGUCAAGCACAUACAAAUCUCAAGGGAUUGAUGUCACAGUUAAGUACAGUCAAGGAAGCUGGACUGGAGUGCUGGGUACAGAUGUCAUUACUAUCCCUAAAGGAAUUGAUGGCAGCUACACCAUCAAUAUUGCAACCAUUCUUGAAUCGGAGAAUUUCUUCUUACCAGGGGUUCAAUGGCAUGGGAUUCUUGGUCUUGCCUAUGACACCUUAGCCAAGCCUUCAAGUUCUGUGGAGACGUUCUUUGAUUCUCUUGUGAGGCAGGCAAAAAUCCCCAACAUUUUCUCCUUGCAGAUGUGUGGUGCUGGACUGCCUGUUUCUGGAAGUGGUACCAACGGAGGUAGUCUUGUUCUAGGUGGCAUUGAACCAAGUCUCUACAGGGGUGAUAUAUGGUACACACCUAUCAAAGAGGAGUGGUAUUAUCAGGUUGAAAUUCUCAAGCUGGAGGUUGGAGGACAGAAUCUGGAACUGGACUGCAGAGAGUAUAAUGCUGAUAAAGCAAUAGUAGACAGUGGGACCACCCUCCUCCGUCUGCCCCAGAAAGUCUUCAGCGCUGUUGUGCAAGCAAUAGCUCGCACAUCCCUGGUACAGGAAUUCUCUUCUGGUUUCUGGACUGGUACGCAGCUUGCAUGCUGGGAUAAAACUGAAAGACCCUGGUCCUUAUUUCCCAAACUCUCCAUUUACAUGAGGGAUGAAAACUCCAGCAGGUCAUUUCGCAUCUCUAUCCUGCCACAGCUUUAUAUUCAACCCAUCCUUGGAAUAGGAGAGAACUUGCAGUGCUACCGAUUUGGGAUCUCUUCAUCUGCGAAUGCCCUGGUUAUUGGUGCUACAGUCAUGGAAGGCUUCUAUGUAAUAUUUGACAGAGCUCAGAGGAGAGUGGGCUUUGCAGUGAGUCCAUGUGCAGUUGAUGGCUCUCCAGUGUCUGAGAUUGAAGGUCCCUUCACAACAGCAGAUGUUGCAAGCAACUGCGUUUCUGUCAUUUCUUUCCAUGAACCAGUGUUGUGGAUUGCCUCCUAUGCUCUCAUGAGCCUGUGUGGGAUUAUCCUCCUUGCACUGAUCAUCCUGCUGCUUAUUCCACCACGUUGUCAGCAUCGCUACACUGACAACGAUGUGGUCAAUGAUGAGUCCUCCUUAGUGCGACACCGAUGGAAAUGAGAACCUCGAUUGUGAAACCUGGGACUUCAGCAGAAUGAAGAACAAAGUACUUCACCAACAGGAAGAAGCCAAUGCCUCAGUCCUUUUUACAUCCAUUACAAAUUGCUGUGGAAAUCCCUCCAAAUAUCAUAACUUUUAAAGCUUUAUUUUCUAACACUGAUUCUGAACCAAAGCACUGUUAACCACCUCAUAAGUGCUACAGUACUGGAUUUGCUACUGCAGUACAAAGAGCCUUUAUGCUCUCAAUAGUACCUUCUUUUUUUUAGGAAAAAAGAGAGAAAAAAACACCAUAAUGUUCUUCCACUAUCUGAACAAAAUUGUCCAUCCUUCUUUCACAAAAAAGGAGCUGUUAGUAUUUUCUAACUAAUCAAGCCCUGACUGUAAAAAAGAGAAAAAAAAUAAUAACCUUUCUUACUAAUCAUAUUAAAUGAAUACUGCUUUGUGUUUACAUCAA